Talaromyces amestolkiae is the source of this 1488-nucleotide messenger RNA. RefSeq lists its product as uncharacterized. The transcript has 2 exons. Gene Ontology annotation, biological process: ergosterol biosynthetic process. The record is from RefSeq and is a predicted model, not a curated record. The coding region runs from base 1 to 1488 and encodes 495 amino acids. Gene Ontology annotation, cellular component: membrane; endoplasmic reticulum. Gene Ontology annotation, molecular function: squalene monooxygenase activity; flavin adenine dinucleotide binding. NCBI's taxonomy places the organism in Eukaryota, Fungi, Ascomycota, Eurotiomycetes, Eurotiales, Trichocomaceae.
AUGUCGAAAACCUCUAUCGCCACCGCCGCUACCACUGCGACUUCCAUCCCCGGCGUAAGGCAACGACAACCCUCCAUCCCCGUCAUCGCCGUUAGCAAUGAAGAGGCUACAUCCCCCGAAAGACCAUUCAAUGAGUCCGACGUCCUCAUAAUCGGUGCCGGCGUGGCUGGUUGCGCUCUAGCCGUCGCUCUGGGCAAACAAGGCCGAAAAGUCACAUUACUUGAACGAUCGCUCAAAGAACCCGAUCGUAUUGUGGGCGAAUUACUACAACCGGGCGGUGUGCAAGCGCUGGAGCAAUUGGGUCUUUUGGAGUGUUUGGAGGGCAUCGAUGCGAUCGAAGUGGAUGGGUACGAUGUGAUUUUCCACGGCACCGAGGUCGAGAUUCCAUACCCUGCAGAUAAGACCACGGGGGUCAUUCCGCAGGGUCGAAGUUUCCAUCAUGGUCGAUUCAUUAUGAAAUUACGAGAAGCUGCAAGAACGACCCCGAAUGUGACGAUAGUCGAAGCAACAGCCACAAACUUGAUCAAGUCCCAUUCGGACGUUAUCGGGGUAGAGGGGACGGUGAAUGGGAAUUCGGAUCAUUUCAUUGCCCCAUUGACCAUCGUUGCGGACGGAUAUGCCUCGAAAUUCCGCAAAGAUUACCACACACAUACACCAGAGGUCAAGUCGAAGUUUUGGGGGUUGGAGCUGAUUGACGCCGAACUCCCCAUGCCGUUGCACGGUCACGUCUUUAUCGGCAACGGACCACCCGUUCUCAUGUAUCAGAUCGGCACACACGAAACCCGCGCCUUGAUCGAUAUCCCCGACAACCUACCAUCAGCCUCCGUCGAGAAUGGCGGGGKAAAGGGCCACAUGAAGAACGUUGUCCUCCCAUCCCUCCCCAAAGCUGUCCAACCCAGUUUCCUAGCUGCCAUUGAAAAGGGCCGAUUACGAUCAAUGCCCAACUCAUUCCUUCCUUCCACAACCAACAAGACCCGCGGAUUGAUUAUCAUCGGUGACGCAUCGAACAUGCGCCAUCCGUUGACAGGCGGUGGUAUGACGGUAGCACUUAAUGAUGUCGUUGUGCUGCGAGAUUUGCUCAGUCCUGAGAAGGUUCCCACAUUUAAGGAUACGCCUCUAGUCACCAAGACGAUGAAAACGUUCCACUGGCAGAGAAAAAAGACUGCUUCGACCAUCAAUAUCCUAGCGCAAGCUUUGUAUUCAUUAUUUGCCGCAAAUGAUCCAUACCUCAGCAUCCUCCAACGCGGCUGCUUCCGCUACUUUGAGAUGGGCAUGAUCGAAGCACCCUGCGGCAUGCUCGCAGGCCUCAUCAAACAACCCACCGUCCUGAUCCGGCACUUCUUCGCGGUCGCAUUGCUGUCGAUAUGGAUCAACUACACCGAGACUCCAUUCUAUCUCUGGCCCUACGCUUUUUAUCAGGGAUGCGCGGUGCUGUGGACCGCGUGUGAAGUUAUUAUGCCAUAUGUGUUUGCGGAGUUGAAGCGGUAA